GGAGGGACCAUGGGAAGCACAGCCGCUCUGAAGGGAGCUCUGAGUACCAACUGUGUAGGAGUACAUACUGUUGUGCAGUGAGGCUACAAAGGCAAGUCACAUUUAACCAGAAGUCCACGCCUGCGUCGUGGGAGCUGGCAGACAGCUGCUCUGACGAGACUGACCGGAAGCGCUCCCAGCCCCGCUCGGCCGAGCUUCUGGCGCGGGGACUGGCUUCUUCCUACGUUAGGACCCCUGCGACCUCUAGCUGCGUGACGCCGCGGGGCUCCGACUGGACGGGCGGGCACCGCCCCCACUGUCUAGGGGGCGGGACUUCCGGGCGGCGGGACUUCCGGCCGCUGAGCGACGGGUGCAGCAUCAGCAUCAGCAUCAGCUGGCGGCGGCUGAGGCGACAGCGGCUGCGGCGCAGGCAACGGGCCGCGGCCUGCGGACUACGGGCAGCCGGAGCGGGCGGGCGCGCCGGCGGACAGCAGGCCGCGCUGGCGGCGGCGGUGGCCGCGAUGAUGGAGAUCCAGAUGGACGAGGGCGGCGGCGUGGUCGUGUACCAGGACGACUACUGCUCUGGCUCAGUGAUGUCGGAGCGGGUGUCGGGCCUGGCGGGCUCUAUCUACCGCGAGUUCGAGCGCCUCAUCCACUGCUACGACGAGGAGGUCGUCAAGGAGCUGAUGCCACUCGUGGUCAACGUGCUCGAGAAUCUGGACUCGGUGCUCAGCGAGAACCAGGAGCACGAGGUGGAGCUGGAGCUGCUGCGCGAGGACAACGAGCAGCUGCUCACCCAGUACGAGCGGGAGAAGGCGCUGCGCAAGCAGGCCGAGGAGAAAUUUAUUGAGUUUGAAGAUGCCUUGGAACAAGAGAAGAAAGAGCUACAAACCCAGGUGGAACACUACGACUUUCAGACCCGCCAGCUGGAACUGAAGGCCAAAAACUAUGCAGAUCAGAUUUCCCGGCUGGAGGAGCGGGAGUCGGAGAUGAAGAAGGAGUACAAUGCCCUGCACCAGCGGCACACAGAGAUGAUCCAGACCUACGUGGAGCACAUCGAGAGGUCCAAGAUGCAGCAGGUCGGGGGGAACAGCCAGACCGAGAGCACCCUGCCGGGGAGGAGGAAGGAGCGCCCCACCUCCCUGAGCGUCUUCCCCCUGACCGACGGUAUGGUACGUGCACAGAUGGGGGGCAAACUCAUGCCUGCGGGGGACCACUGGCACCUGAGUGACCUCGGCCAGCUGCAGCUCAGCUCCAGCUACCAGUGUCCGCAGGAUGAGAUGUCCGAGUCAGGCCAGUCCUCAGCGGCGGCCACGCCCAGCACCACGGGCACCAAGUCCAACACGCCCACGUCCUCUGUGCCCUCGGCUGCGGUCACACCCCUCAGCGAGGGCCUGCAACCUCUAGGCGACUACAGCGGCAGCUCCAAGAACAACAAGAGAGCGCGGGAGAAGCGCAACAGCCGCAACAUGGAGGUGCAGGUCACACAGGAGAUGCGCAACGUCAGCAUAGGCAUGGGCAGCAGUGACGAGUGGUCUGAUGUUCAGGACAUUAUCGACUCCACCCCAGAGCUGGACAUGGGCCGGGAGCCCCGCCUGGACCGCACGGGCAGCAGCCCAACCCAGGGGAUCGUGAACAAGGCUUUUGGCAUCAACACUGACUCCCUGUACCACGAGCUGUCGACUGCGGGGUCCGAGGUCAUCGGGGAUGUGGACGAAGGGGCCGACCUGCUAGGGGAGUUCUCAGUGCGCGAUGAUUUUUUUGGAAUGGGCAAGGAAGUGGGGAAUCUGCUGCUGGAGAACUCACAGCUUCUAGAAACCAAAAACGCUCUGAACGUGGUGAAGAACGACCUCAUCGCCAAGGUGGACCAGCUCUCGGGGGAGCAGGAGGUGCUGAAGGGGGACUUGGAAGCCGCCAGGCAGGCCAAACUCAGACUGGAGAACCGCAUCAAGGACCUGGAGGAGGAGCUGAGGAGAGUGAAGUCAGAGGCCAUCAUUGCCCACCGUGAACCCAAAGAAGAGGUGGAGGAUGUAAGCAGCUAUCUCUGUACAGAAUUGGACAAAAUCCCCAUGGCGCAGCGCCGCCGCUUCACGCGUGUGGAGAUGGCCCGCGUGCUCAUGGAGCGCAACCAGUACAAGGAGCGGCUGAUGGAGCUGCAGGAGGCCGUGCGGUGGACCGAGAUGAUCAGAGCAUCCCGAGAGCAUCCAUCUGUCCAGGAGAAGAAGAAGUCCACCAUCUGGCAAUUCUUCAGCCGCCUCUUCAGCUCCUCCUCAAGCCCCCCUCCGGCCAAGCGGUCCUACCCCUCCGUGAACAUCCAUUACAAGUCACCCACCACGGCCGGCUUCAGUCAGCGCCGCAGCCACGCCAUGUGCCAGAUCUCCGCCGGCAGCCGGCCCCUGGAGUUCUUCCCAGAUGACGACUGCACAUCCUCUGCAAGGCGGGAGCAGAAGCGUGAGCAGUACCGCCAGGUGCGCGAGCACGUGCGCAAUGACGACGGGCGGCUGCAGGCCUGUGGCUGGAGCCUACCAGCCAAGUACAAGCAGCUGAGUCCCAACGGGGGCCAGGAGGACACCCGCAUGAAGAACGUGCCCGUCCCCGUGUACUGCCGCCCUCUGGUGGAGAAGGACCCGACCAUGAAGCUGUGGUGUGCCGCGGGCGUCAACCUGAGCGGCUGGAAACUGAGUGAGGAUGACCCCGGGAAUGGAGUCAAGCCUGUGCCAGGCCGCGACCCUCUGACCUGCGACCGGGAAGUAGAAGGAGAGACCAAGAGCAACCAUGCGUCCCCCGAGAAGAAGAAGGCAAAGGAGCUCCCCGAGGCGGACGCCACCUCCAGCCGCGUGUGGAUCCUCACCAGCACCCUGACCACCAGCAAAGUGGUGAUCAUCGAUGCCAACCAGCCGGGCACCGUCGUGGACCAGUUCACCGUGUGCAAUGCCCACGUCCUAUGCAUCUCCAGCAUCCCUGCGGCCAGCGAUGGUGACUACCCUCCGGGGGAGAUCUUCCUGGACAGCGACGUGAACCCUGAGGACUCUAGUGCAGACGGCGUGCUGGCCGGCAUCACCCUGGUGGGCUGUGCCACCCGCUGCAACGUGCCGCGCAGCAACUGCUCCUCCCGUGGGGACACCCCAGUGCUGGACAAGGGCCAGGGGGAGGUGGCUGCUGUCGCCAAUGGGAAGGUCAACCCAUCUCAGUCCACGGAGGAGGCCACGGAGGCCAUGGAGGUGCCAGACUCUGGGCCCAGUGAGGCAGAGGCAGCUGCGGUGCGGCCUGGGCCCCUCACAGAGCACGUCUUCACCGACCCGGCCCCUGCCCCACCCACCAGCACCCAGCCUGACAGUGAGAACGGGCUGGAGACGGACGUGAGCGGUGUGCAGCCUGAGCCGGAGCCCAGUGGGGACGCCGCAGGGGCCAGCAGCAGUGCUGCACCCACCAUGUGGCUGGGAGCCCAGAAUGGCUGGCUCUACGUGCACUCGGCUGUGGCCAACUGGAAGAAGUGUCUGCACUCCAUCAAGCUGAAGGACUCCGUGCUGAGCCUGGUGCACGUAAAAGGGCGAGUGCUGGUGGCUCUGGCCGAUGGGACCCUGGCCAUCUUCCACCGAGGUGAAGACAGCCAGUGGGACCUGAGCAACUAUCACCUGAUGGACCUGGGCCACCCACACCACUCCAUCCGCUGCAUGGCCGUCGUGUAUGACCGCGUCUGGUGCGGCUACAAGAACAAGGUGCAUGUCAUCCAGCCCAAGACGAUGCAGAUUGAGAAGUCGUUCGACGCCCACCCACGGCGGGAGAGCCAGGUACGGCAACUGGCGUGGAUUGGUGACGGGGUGUGGGUGUCCAUCCGCCUGGACUCCACGCUGCGGCUCUACCACGCCCACACCCACCAGCACCUGCAGGACGUGGAUAUUGAGCCCUACGUCAGCAAGAUGCUGGGGACAGGCAAGCUGGGCUUCUCCUUCGUGCGCAUCACAGCCCUGCUCAUCGCAGGCAACCGCCUCUGGGUGGGCACCGGCAACGGAGUUGUCAUCUCCAUCCCGCUGACUGAAACUGUGGUCCUGCACCGAGGCCAGCUCCUGGGGCUCCGAGCCAACAAGUCGUCCCCCACAUCUGGGGAGGGGGCCCGCCCAGGAGGCAUCAUCCACGUGUACGGAGACGACAGCAGUGACAAGUCAGCCAGCAGCUUCAUCCCUUACUGCUCCAUGGCCCAGGCUCAGCUCUGCUUCCACGGGCACCGUGACGCUGUCAAAUUCUUUGUCUCCGUGCCAGGGAACGUGUUGGCCACUCUGAACGGCAGCGUGCUCGACAGCCCCUCCGAGAGCCCCGGGCCCACUGCCCCCACCACAGACACCGAGGCCCAGAAGCUGAAGAACGUGCUGGUGCUUAGCGGCGGGGAGGGCUACAUUGACUUCCGCAUCGGCGACGGAGAAGACGAUGAGCCUGAGGAGGGUGCAGGGGACAUGAGCCAAGUGAAGCCCCUGCUGUCCAAGGCCGAGCGCAGCCACAUCAUCGUGUGGCAGGUGUCCUACACCCCCGAGUGAGGCUGCGGCCUGCCGCCACCCCGCCCCGCCUGAUGCCAUCUGCCACAUGUACAUACAGCCCCACCCACCUGCCCACCACCCACCCAGGGGGCAGCCUGCCCGCAGGCAGCCAGGUGCCCGUCCACCCCACUUCUAGCCUCUCAACCUGCAGCUUUCACCUUCGGUCCGGGCCUCCCCAUGAGCUGGCAGAGAGCAUAGGGUCUGGCUGGGAGCGGGUAGUGGGGUGGCAUCCUGAUCAGGGAGGGGCAGAGCCUCUCGGGACACCCUCUCCCCAGCAGCUCCUGGCUGGCACCCAGCCCAAAGCCCUCCAGGCCCGAGGGCACUUCAGGGCCAGAGCGAGGCAGAACCCCAGGGUGGGUCGGGCCAGGGAAGCCCCUACAGGUGGCUCCGAGCUCCACCCUGGGCUCCCCACUCCAGUCACUCAUUCCCAGGAUCUCUCCAGGGAGUCGAGCAGGGACUUCACCGCGCUAAGUCUUCCCACCCUGAGUCCACUUGCCUUUGGCUGCUGCCCAUGGGAGUGGGGAUCCAACCCUCAGGGAGUUGGCCCAGUUGCUAGCCUUCCCUGGGCUCCCCCUCCCCCAUCCCUACCGCCCUGGGAACUGGCAUGAAAGCAUGUAACCAGGCUCCCUGGGGCAGCUGCCUGAGAAGACAGACACACACCCUCAUCCCGCUCAAGCCCCAUGAUCGUCCUGUGUGGCGGACUCUCACUGGCCCUCACUGACCUGUGUCCUCCCCGACCCUGCUAACUCUCCCUGGGUGAACACCCACCUUGUAGGAGCAGGCCCCUUGAGUCCCACCCCUCCCGGAAGCCCCUAGGGUGGUAUUUCUCAGGCUGUCAGGGCAGGCCCAAGCCUCAGGAAGAAGGGGAGGCCCCUGGUCUCUCCCGGGGUCAGUCCUUGGAUGUAGGCUCAGCCUCAGGGUGAUGGGGAAAGGUGUGCUCCAGGGCCUGCCUCCUGUGCAGUCUCCAAGGAGCCCAGCUCCCAAGACACGCUACUAAGUGCCUAGGGAUAAGCGGUGUGGCCUGCUCCCUUGAGGGCGUCUGAUGAUAGGCCACCGAGCAGAGGCCCAAGGGUUAAGGACAGGAGCCGCCUCCAGCCGGCUCUCGGCGAUGGCGCGUGCCUGCUUUGAGGGGCACCGCCCUGGACUGCCAACUCCCCCACCUGCCCAGGCCUUAUUCCUGUUCCUCGAGGCACCGAUCAGGGCAGCCCCAGGCACUGCUGCCCACCCACCUCCCACCAGAGAAGCACAGAUCUUGGGCAGCCAUCCCACGAGCCCAGCUGGCCACCGCUGCAGCCACCAGCAGCUGCAGGCUUCUCCCCACCACCCUGUCACUCUCCACUGUGAUGUACGUCAAGUCCCUUGUCUGUCCUCACAGGGCCUGAAGUGACUCGGGGGUUAGCUGGGUGGGUGCAACUGGGUGACACAAUUCUCCUCAGGCUUUGGCCCUGCAAGUGAACCUACAUAUCUGCUCUGUAAGUAAUAAAUGUCUUAACAUCAUG
Messenger RNA from Delphinapterus leucas (beluga whale), 6010 nucleotides. The record is from RefSeq and is a predicted model, not a curated record. NCBI's taxonomy places the organism in Eukaryota, Metazoa, Chordata, Mammalia, Artiodactyla, Monodontidae.